UCGACUGGUCGGCGCGAUUCGGGCGAUAGUAUCGAAAUGUGUGUCAGGAGGAGUGACGCAAGUCGUUGUUUACGCCUGCGAGCAGUGAGAAUUGCGAGAUGGAGGUUCAGCCGUGAAUUGAGGAGUCGCCGAGUGUCUUUUCCUCCGCGGGUCGGCCCUGGGCAGAAGGGUUGGCCGAUGAGAAAGCGGGCGAGCAGCCCUCCUCGAGCCGAGCAGCAGCGCAAGAGGAACAAGAUGUCGAGCGGCGGCGGCAGCAGCAGCGGCGGCGGAGGCGACUCGUCCGACCUGGCCAGCCUGCUCGAGUGUCCAGUGUGCUUCGACUACGUGCUGCCGCCCAUCCUGCAGUGCCAGAGCGGCCACCUCGUCUGCUCCAACUGCCGGCCCAAGCUCAACUGCUGUCCGACGUGCCGAGCGCCGCUCGGCAACAUCCGCAACCUCGCCAUGGAGCAGGUGGCCAACACGCUCAAGUUCACGUGCAAGUACAACGCGAGCGGGUGCGCGUUGAGCCUGGCGUGCGGCGACAAGGCCGAGCACGAGGAGCAGUGUCCGUUCCGGCCGUACAGCUGUCCGUGUCCGGGCGCCUCGUGCAAGUGGCAGGGCCCGCUCGAGCAGGUCAUGCCGCACCUGCUGGCCGCGCACAAGUCCAUCACCAACCUGACGGGCGAGGACAUCGUCUUCCUCGCCACCGACAUCAACCUGCCAGGCGCCGUCGACUGGGUGAUGAUGCAGACGUGCUACGGACACAACUUCAUGCUGAUCCUGGAGAAGCAGGAAAAGUUUGAGGGGCAUCCGCAGUUCUUCGCGGUCGUGCAGAUCGUCGGCUCUCCGAAAGAGGCCAAGAACUUCGCCUACAAACUCGAGCUGAACGGCAACAAGCGCAAGCUGACCUACGAGGCGGCGCCGCGCUCCAUCCACGAGGGCGUCGCCGCCGCCAUCAACCACUCGGACUGCCUCGUCUUCGACCCGAGCAUCGCCAAGCUCUUUUCCGACCACGGAAACCUCGGCAUCAACGUCACCAUUUCCCAGAUUUAAAACCACCCUCCGAACUGUUGAUUUUCCCCCCGAAUUAAGAGAGUGAGCCUGAAAGUGAGAUUAGCCGCGAGAGUGCGUGACCCGAUAUCAAAUAUUGGUUAUAAAUAUUGUGUUAAUUUACCUUGGAUAAGAUUAAAGAGAAUUAAGUACACUA
Cloeon dipterum is the source of this 1186-nucleotide messenger RNA. Its product is annotated as E3 ubiquitin-protein ligase Siah1-like. The record is from RefSeq and is a predicted model, not a curated record. The transcript is spliced from 3 exons. Lineage: Eukaryota; Metazoa; Arthropoda; Insecta; Ephemeroptera; Baetidae. Gene Ontology annotation, cellular component: cytoplasm. Bases 37 to 1032 code for a protein of 331 amino acids. Gene Ontology annotation, biological process: multicellular organism development; proteasome-mediated ubiquitin-dependent protein catabolic process. Gene Ontology annotation, molecular function: ubiquitin protein ligase activity; zinc ion binding; ubiquitin conjugating enzyme binding.